Messenger RNA from Pimephales promelas (fathead minnow), 6259 nucleotides. RefSeq names its product interleukin 16 (gene il16). Gene Ontology annotation, biological process: leukocyte chemotaxis; induction of positive chemotaxis. The record is from RefSeq and is a predicted model, not a curated record. Gene Ontology annotation, molecular function: cytokine activity; CD4 receptor binding. Lineage: Eukaryota; Metazoa; Chordata; Actinopteri; Cypriniformes; Leuciscidae.
CUGGCCGCUGGAAAGGGAGGGUAGGCGGCAGUUACAAAUGCUCCUCUUAACCCACUGACAGCCUUUGGCACUACUCGAAGUGAGAGAGAGCGAGGAGAGAGAGAGAGACAUUUCUGAGUAUAGAGGGGGAACUUGUUCAGCGGUGGACUUUUAUCAUGCUGAACUGACCAGCGUCUUCCCCUCUGGAAUACUCUACAAAACAACUGCUAGCAGGACGAGACUCGCAACACACGGAUCAUUUCACGGCAAGAAACCAAAAUGCUCAGCUUUGAGCGGCCCCCUCCAUUAGCAGUGAUGCAUCCUGGGAGAGAACCUCCCUCUGUGGCCAUCCUGCCUCUGAGAAACACCCACCACCAGCAACUGCACCACAGGAGGAGAACCAAGAGGAUGGAGAGGGGGAAACCGGGACUGCGCUCCAAGAAACUGGCCAUCCUGUCACGGUCGCUCAUCAUCUGUAGCUCCAGCACCAAUGAGGACGCCUCCAGCCCAGAAGAGAGGUACUGUGAGGCCUGGGACGCUGGACUGGAGGAGGGAUACCACAGGGACCCGCUGGAAGGGCCAAUGGGAAGUUCGGAAAAGUGCAUCACGAGGAGCAUCAGUGUCCAGGCGUCUCAGAGGGGACAAGAGGGCCCCAAAAGGACUAUUAGGAGGUCCUUCUCCAUCAAGGAAAGCAGUUUUUGGAGAAUGUGUGUCGCCACACGUGAGGAGGGUCUACAAGUGGGUGAUAACAAACUUCAGUCCAACGACAAUGGGGCUACUGUUGGCCAGGAUUUACACAGGGACACUUAUGUCUACUUUGGAGACAGGCUUGCCCCAUUUAACGGACAGGUUAUAAACGAUCAAAGAAAACAGGAGCCUGAUCCAGAGAGAAAGCCUGUGCUGAAGACUGUGUGCAGAACCACCAGUACUGAAGGUUUCUCUCCAUGUGAAACCAGAGCUCUGUCCACUAAUGUCAAUGAAUCAGACCAGCUUGGCUACAGUUUCGGAGAAAAGGAGGUGAUGGGAAACAACAAUAACUUGAAGAUGCCAAUUAUUAAGGUGUCAGACGAUGACAGCAAGAACUGCGAUGAUGAGGAUCAGAGCUGCCAAGAGACGUCCUGCAAAAGAUCUCGCUCCAACUCCACCAGCGUUCACCCGUACUGGAUCGGAGACUUGGAUACCAUCAUUAUGAAGACGCCAGAGCUGUUCCCGUGUCACGCCCACGCCACCACAGGAUUUUACGGCAACAGGAAGUCUCUCUCUCAACAGCUGGAAUUUCCUCAUAGCAUUCCACAGGCUGUGGUUAGACCAUCUCGCUCUCUAAGUUCAGCGCACUUGGUCCCCUCCUGCAGUAGUGUACAGGCAUUCAUCAUCUCCAACAUCGUGCUCAUGAAGGGCCAUGGCAAGGGCCUGGGAUUCAGUAUAGUAGGAGGCAGAGACAGCAUGUACGGCCCAAUGGGGAUUUACGUGAAGACCAUCUUCCCUGGAGGUGCAGCGGCCGCUGAUGGAAGACUACAGGAAGGAGACGAGAUACUGGAAUUGAAUGGCGAAUCUCUGCACGGCUUGACACAUGAAGAAGCCUUACACAAGUUUAAACAAGUGAAGAAGGGUUUGUUAACGCUGGUGGUGAGGACCAGUUUGCGGGUGGGCUCCAUGCUGGGCAGCAACGGACAGGUUUCUCAGUUAUGCAGAUCCAGAUCGCUGAGCUCCAGCACCGGUAUAAGUCGAGUCAGUGCUGAUUUGGGAGACUAUAACUGCCUUAAUAACUCUGCAAAACCCCAGGACAGAGUCAUGAUGGGGAUCAUGUUGCAGAAGGAGAUUGGCGUAGGUCUAGGCAUUGGCUUGUGCUGUGUACCUUCAGCUGGCGGCUACCCGGGAAUCUUCAUUCACACGCUGUCGCCAGGAUCAGUGGCACACAUGGAUGGACGAUUAAGAUGUGGCGAUGAGAUCAUGGAGAUCAAUGACACCGUGGUUUGCAACAUGACAUUGAACGAUGUGUACACGGUUCUGAGUCAGUGCAGCCCGGGCCCGGUUCAGAUCAUCAUCAGUCGACACCCUGACCCAAAAGUUUCUGAGCAGCAGCUCAAUGAUGCAAUCGCUCAGGCGGUGGAGCACAGCAGACUGAGGAGAGACAGGAGUCAGUGGAGUAUGGAUGGAUGUAACAGCAGUCUGAAGAGAUUAGAACCCUGUUCGCACAGCAGACAGAAGUGCAUCCGCUGUCUGGACAGGAGCGGAAGCCAUCUGACCUGUCGACGAGCACAGAAACCCAUGAUCCGAUCCUGCAGUGAGGGCGCCUACAGCCAGAGCCAGCGCUGUACACCAGCCAGCGCCACCACUCAAUCCCUUCUACAACCGGAGCACGUCACCAGAGUACAGAGCUUGGACGUCUCUUUAACAACCAACAGUGAAACCUCACUCAAUAACACAUUUUCUCCAGCCUCGUUCACUGAUGAUGACUAUAACAUUCCCUAUAAAUGUCCAGUAAAUUUCAUUGGACAACAAACAUUAGAUGUGGAUACAGGUGGGGUGAGAAAUUCUACGCUAGGACCAACAAAUCAGACACGAAGGUACUGCAGACGACAGGAAGUCACCAGUCAGGAAGCGCUGACUGAUUCGAGCGGCUCUAGUCGAGGUUCUCCGGUAAAAGAGGAAGAUCUGCUGCCUUCUCAAAGCAAUUGCCAGGAAGUGGUUGAACACGCAGAAGUCAGAACUAAAGCAUCUGCCUGUAUCUCCGAGCCUAAAAGUGACUCAACACACAGAGGGGACAGACAUCACAAAGGUUCAGAGUCCCCAUCUCAAGUGUGUAGUCCGAGUAAGCGGGUCAGUCUGAGACGUCAGGCUCGUUUGGAGGUCAGUACAGAUCAACCACUUGACCCUUGGGUAAAGCUGACCGAAAGUCCAGAGAACCAGUCAUUCUGCUCCAAAAACAUGGGUGACCAUAAUGGAGAUGCUGAAGUUAACAACACUGCCUCUGAAACCACAAACAUCACCUCAGACUCCAAAUAUGAACAACCUCCCAAUGGUAAAAAAGGGCCCCCGGUGGCUCCAAAGUCUGCAAGAGUACGUCAAAGCAUGAAGAGUAUUAAAUCUGGGAAACCGAUAACAGAGGCUUUGAAGCACCCAGAUAACAGCAGCCACGAUACUGGCAGGACCUUUGGGAUUAGUCGGAGGGCUGCUUCAUCAGGAGGCAAUUUGUCAAUCAGGCAGAAGAUCAGCUCGUUUGAGACUUUCUCAAGUGCCGAAGGAGCCGAAAAGCCGAACAGGCGACUGGCCCCAACAGCAUCUCUUCCUCCAAUGGCUAAAAACUCAUCUGCAGACUACAGCAAUGCAGAGAGAACCAAAAUUAACACAAGCAACUUGCACAAUAAUGAUAACUGCCAGUCGACACCAACAAUUUCAGCCACCACCCAACUGCCAGAGGAAGAAGAGCAAACAGCUUCCCUCAGUUCAGAUAUCAUUUCAGCGCCCCAUCCUGCAGAGGAAGAAAAACAAUCAACUUUUCAUGAUUCAGAGCCCUGUAAGCCAAUCCCUAUUGAGGAACCCGUGCUGGACUCAAAAGAGCUUCCACCUGCUGCUGAGAAUGAGCAAGAACCCCAACCUUCUGAAGAGGAUUUGCCCCCGUCAAGCCACGUACCAAGAAGAUCUAGCAGCUCCAAAGAGGGUCUUGGAGAAAAAACAGAAGGUGCUGGAACUCAUACGGUGAGCUUGAGGACCCGAAGUCUACCCCUCAGUCCCUCUUCAGAUAGCCCCACCUCAAGCGGAUUGGAAGGGGAGAGUCUGGGGAUAAUCUUGUCCUUCAGCAACCAGGUGUCCAAUGCUCUGAUGCGAUCCAUGCAAUCCCUGCCGCAGUCCCCUUGCAUUCGAAUUGGGAACCCUUGGAGCGCCCCACCUGGAUCCCCUCUUCAUAACCCAAUAGAAGAAGACUCUUCUACCGAAAAUCCCUCACCUUCACCAGCACUAGAAAACAGUGAGAGGGGUUUCUCUGUUAGCUUGGCUGAACUGAGAGAGCGCACCAUCGAAAGAGGGGAGGAGUGCGAGGAGGAACGGAAACCUGAACGACCGCUCACUUCAGCCUCAGCCCUCUGUGCCCAAUCGAUGCUCUCGGCCCUUCCUCAACAGGAGAUUCAGCGGAUGAUUCAGGAAGUCAAGGAUCUGGAUGAAGACACGCUAAGGCAACUGGAAGGCAUCCAGGUUGUGAUUCUACAUAAAGAAGAAGGAGCUGGCUUGGGUUUCAGCAUUGCUGGAGGUAUUGAUCUGGAGAACAAAGCAACUACAGUUCACAGAGUGUUUCCCAGUGGCUUGGCAGCUCAGGAGGGCACCAUUGAAAGAGGAGAUGAGGUGUUGUCCAUUAAUGGUCAAACGCUAAAAAAUGUCACGCACAGCGAUGCCACGGCGAUACUCAGGCAAGCCCGCACCAUGAAGCAGGCUGUGGUGGUGGUGUCCAAGAACAAAGAAGCAGAAGGAAAGGGAAGCGCUAACGCUAAUGAGUCUAGCAGCAGCGGGGCAGAAAGCAGCGUCACAGGGGACGAUGGAGGUGAAGCUGUAACAAUCGAGCUGGAGAAGAACGCGGGUGGAGUUGGAUUCAGUCUUGAGGGAGGAAAAGGCUCCAUUAACGGAGACAGACCACUAACCGUCAACAGAAUAUUUACAGGAAGUGACGCUGAGCAAAAGGGGCUGAAGUCUGGCGACGAGGUACUGCAGAUACAGGACUCGUCUCUGCAGGGUCUCACACGCUUUGAGGCCUGGACAUUCAUCAAAGGUCUGAACGACGGGCCGUUCACACUCGUCAUUAAGAGAAAAAGAUGCGAGUAGAACGAAAACUCCAUUCAAAAGCAAAAGCAAAGAAAAAACAGAACACAUUCUGGACUACAAUUUUGAAUCAACUUUAAAUUAUGCAAAAAUGUUAUUUCAAGCCUUGAGGAAAUGCCUCCAAUUGCAUAAAAAUGACAAAUCAUAAUUUCUUCAAAGCAGGUUUCCCAGUUGUUUCGACCAAUGAGUUUAGUCUAUUUUUGCAGAGGUUGCAAUACAAGAGAGCAAUUAAAAAAAAAAAAUCAAGUAUUUUAGAUUUGAGCCAGAAACAUGCAUAUUCACAUGACUUUUCACAUACCUCCCCACUCUCAUGAGUUUCACAAUUUAAAAAUACCCUUAUAUUUCCAGGUUUUCCAAGACUGGGAAACUUGCUAGGAUCAUUCAGUUGCAUUUAUUGCUCCAUAUAUGCAUUUCGACAGUUGUAUGACUUUCAUAUCUUGUAUGACGUGCAUGAUGUGCAUCACUGCAUGAUGUGGUACUACGUGAUCAGGAAAGUUUGUUUUUCUGAGCAGAGUCUUAUAGCACUUCGCUGUGCUGGAGUUGUACUGUUUUACUGUCACGAUCAGGGAUUCAUAAAAAAAAAAAAAAAAGAUUCUUGUCAAGUCCUGUUUUGAUGCAAUGAUUUGCACAAGCCUGUAAAUAUACACUUUCAGAUAUCACAUUAUAUUUCUCUACAUCAUUUCACCAAAGCCGAAUGUAAAGAACGUGUCAUGAAGUGAUCGAGGCACAAUGUUUUCAAGAGGAAAACAAAUGGACUAAGCAUUAAGUAUAAUUUUAAUAAUAAUUAUUUGUUUGCUUUGUCAAACGCUGCCCCUAACAGCACAUCACUCUUGUUUUUCAUCAUAUGCAGAAAUAAUAAAUACAUAAAAAAAAAAAUCUAUGCUCUUCUAUUAGAUUCCACCUUUGUCUUGUUAGUUAGGUAUUUUUGGUUUCCCUUUAAAAGAAAAGCCUUAAUAUAUUGAAAUGGUGUCAGAACAAAGAUGAAUAUUAAAUGUAAUUACUUGGUAAGGUUUGUAAUGUCCAAAUAAAGUAUGAUACAAAUCAUAAACGAGGUCAAUCAAUCAUUUUUAAUAUCCGAAAAACAGAAUCAAACAAUGGGUUUGACAAAGUGCAAUUUCUUUUUGGGUAUUAACACACAGUACACAGACGUCCCAUUGUGCAACUACACUGAGCAAAAAUAUGUUUGAAAUCAACAGGAAAUGACAAUUGACACAAUUUGAAUGCAUAUUUCAGGGUCUUAUAAUGCGUGAUUCAUCAUCAUUCAUCAUGUUAUUAGCAAAAAACAGUUCAGCGUCCAAUUCUCGCUAUUAACUAGUCGCUUAUUUGCAUGUAUAUUACUAGUAUAUUGGCUGUUUAUUAUUACUUAAUGAGCACACAUUUAUGCCUUAUUCUGCAUGAGCAUAUUCAAAAUCCCUUAAUCCUACCCAAUUUCAUACUACUUUGCCAACCAUUAAUAAGCAGAAAAUAAGAG